CGGGCCGGGCCGGGCCGUGCUCGCCGCUGCCGGACGCUGAGCCCUCGCCACCGGCCCGAGCCAUGCUGCGCCGCAAGCCUUCCAACGCCGGCGACAAGGAGCCGCGACACAGGAAGCUUUCCCUACAGCGUUCCAGCAGCUUCAAGGACUUCAGCAAGUCCAAGGUCAGCUCCCCCGUGUCAAGUGAGGAGUUCAACCUGGAGGAGAAUAUCCCUGAGGAUGAUCCCAGCAGCGGCAGUCCGGAGGAGGCCGUGCGGAGCAGCGGGACGAAGCUGGGUAGGAAGUGGCGGGCGGUCAUUUCCCGCACCAUGAACCGCAAGAUGGGCAGGGCGGCUGUGAGAGCGCUGGCCGAGGGGAAGGGAGAGGUGGAGGAGGAGGGGUCCCCGUGCCCCCUGUCCCCAGCCGGCAGCGUGGAGGAGCAGAGCCAGGACAAGGUGCCCCUGUCAUACCUGGAGCAGGACGAGGAGGAGGACGGGCGCCCGGCCCUCGGACGCCAGAUGUCCAGCGGCAGCGACAUUGCCAGCCCUGGCGAUGCCGGGGACAGCCGGCAGCUGGAGGAGGCCGUCCCAGCCUACACUGGCCCCUUCUGCGGCCGGGCCCGUGUCCACACCGACUUCACCCCCAGCCCCUAUGACAAGGACUCCCUGAAGCUGCGGAAAGGGGACAUUAUCGGCAUCAUCGAGAAGCCACCUGUGGGCACCUGGACCGGGCUGCUCAACAACAGGGUGGGCUCCUUCAAGUUCAUCUACGUGGAUGUGAUCCCCGAGGAGACGGUCCCUGCCCGCAGGAGCCGGGGCUCCAGCCGGAACAAGCGCCUCAAGCCCAAGACCCUCCACGAGCUGCUGGAGCGCAUCAACCUGCAGGAACACACCCCCACCCUCCUGCUGAACGGCUACCAGACCCUGGAGGACUUCAAGGAGCUGCGGGAGACCCACCUGAACGAGCUGCACAUCACGGACCCCCAGCACCGCGCCAAGCUGCUGACGGCCGCCGAGCUCCUCCUGGACUAUGACACAGGCAGCGAGCCCGAGGAUGGUGACACCUCCGACGCCCUGCCAUCGCCCUCGGAGCCCAAGGGGGACAUUCCCCGCGACUCCGGCUGCUUCGAGGGAUCAGAGACCCUGGACGGCAGCCGGGAGGAGGCCGAGCUGGGGGCUCCGUCCAUGGCAGGAUCCCCCUGAGACGCCGGCACCGCCGCUUCCCGCUCCGGCCCCAGCGGCGGGGCUGGACUGGAGGGGACGGCUGCUGGAGGGGACAGGGGAGCCCUCGUGGUGGCCCCCGGCUCGGCCCCUGCACCAGAGCCAGAUGCUGGGUGGGCACGAGAUGCCCCAGGACAUUUUGCAUCCCGGGGCAGGGACUCUGGGCACGCCGGGGCACCCCGCUCCCCGCCGAGACACCGCAGGCAUUGCCUGCCUUGGCCAGGUUUGCCGGCAGGCUCAGGAAGGGAGCUGGGGAUGGAAGCCGUGUCUGCAGGCACCUGAAGCCUGCCCAGGACGCUGUCACUUCUCAGCAUGGACACACAGAAACCCUCCCGGCACCUGCCGUGGGGGACAGCAAGAUGUGAAUGACACAGGUAACACCCUGGAAGUGUGAGAUGGAGUCCUGGGAUCGCACGGGGCAGGGGGAAGAGGCAGCUGGCUUGGGGCAGCACAGACACGCAGGGGCUACAGCUCAGCCAUUUUCAAACCAAUUAAGUUUCCUUCAUUGUUUUAAAAUUAAAAAAAAAUAAUAAUAAGAAAAAAAUAAAGAACAUCCAACCCUCACCCGACCCUUUCCUUCCUUCUGGAGACCCUGACCCGUGCAGGCAGGUCCUGGCAGGCAGCACUCCACACACCUCUUGGAACAGGGAGCAGCAGAGCCAAACAUUACACUUUUUCGCACCGAAUUGCAGAUUUGGUCAGCAGCAUGUUGGGGCAACUGCCACGGGGCUGGAAUGGGAUGGGGCUGUGCUGGCUGCAGCGGCCAGGGCUCCUUCCCUGCCACAUUCCAGCUGGGAGCAGCUGUGGCAGCUCUGCCCUCUCAGCCCGGAGAGGGGGCAGUGCCAUGUUCACAGCACAGCCCUCGCUGCCAGCCCGGGUGAGGAGCAGGGGGGGCACAGGAGGAGCGUGGGGGGCACAGGAGGAGUGUGGGGGGCACAGGA
Molecule: messenger RNA, 2140 nt
Organism: Pseudopodoces humilis (Tibetan ground-tit)
Lineage: Eukaryota; Metazoa; Chordata; Aves; Passeriformes; Paridae
Gene: SASH3
Product: SAM and SH3 domain containing 3
Biological process (GO): positive regulation of immunoglobulin production; positive regulation of adaptive immune response; positive regulation of B cell proliferation
Cellular component (GO): cytoplasm; nucleus
Molecular function (GO): protein binding
Source: RefSeq, a predicted model, not a curated record